AUGUUAAUUUUUAAUAAAGAUUUCGAUAUUCGAACUAAUACUAGGUUUUAAUAAUUUAUAGUACAAUACAUUGAGAAAGAUUAUUUACAAUUGAAUAAUAUAUGUAGAUGUAUAGAAUGCAAUGAGUAACAUGGAUUCAAUUGUAUGAAAACAUCUCAUGGAAUUAUGUUUUGUAGACCAUAGAUACUUCAUGGUAAUGCUUCGCAUCCACAGUUAUUUCUGCUAUCUAUGCUUCACGUCAAUUAUUUUUGUUAUUGUUACAAGUAAAUAUAAAACCUAAUUAAUAAGAUAACUGUUUAUGUUCAGUUUUUAUUGCUGUUUUCUAAUUGUGUACUGUAAUUAGUAAAAUGUCUGCAAAAGUAAAAUAGAAACUCCUGUUUCGAUUUUAGCAUUUUGUGGUUAUGUGUAUGAAAUAGUACUGUAGUUCCGCAUCAUUUAAAUCAUUUGGAAUAACGCAAACAAUAAACAGCACAAUGGGUAUACUGAGAGAACCUAUGGAAGUCGAAACUGAUUCAGAUGAAGACUACUCUCUGGACAAAAUUGUAGAGAGGCGCGCUGUUAAUGGAGAAGUAAGGUAUUUUUUAAAGUGGAAAUGUACUAAGGUAGACUCUAAAGUAGUGAAAAGGAACUUGGAAUGCCCAGUCAUAAUGGACUCCUUUGAAAAAUCAUCAAAAGAAAAGAAGUCAUCAAAAAGUGAUACAAAGGACAAGAAAAAAGCAGUCACAAACUGUACAACUUCUGUUGUUGCAGAUAUAUCAACAGAAGCAGAUAAAAGAAAGGUGCAACAUUCAAAAACCUGUAAAAGUCAUUUACAAUCGAAGAAAGUAGAUGCAGAAGAUAAAUCAAAAGAGAAAAAACAAAAACAUAUAACUUCAGAAGAAUGUUUACAUCAAGAACACAAAAGCAAAGAGGAAAAACCGCCUUCAAUAAAGCACAAUCAACAGCCAGACAUUACAGAAGCAUCUGAUAGUACAACAGUGAUCACCACAAAUAAACAUGGAAGUUCAAAUCUGGCUGAAACGAGUGCAGAAAAUGAAAAGAGCCCCAACUCAUAAUCUAACAGGAUCUCAGGUUUUAAAACAUCGUAUAAGGUAUGCAACUUUUUUUAGACUGAAAAAAGGCUUUUUAUAGAAAUUGGAAUGUUAAUGGCAAAGAGUUUACUACUAUAAACACUUUAACUAAGUGCUUAAAAACUGUUAAAUAUAACAUGUAUUUUUUGUUUUAAUUUCUAAAAAAUAUGGGAUAAAAUCUAUAAUCAAUAAAAAAACAGUUACUCUUUU
Molecule: messenger RNA, 1280 nt
Organism: Agrilus planipennis (emerald ash borer)
Lineage: Eukaryota; Metazoa; Arthropoda; Insecta; Coleoptera; Buprestidae
Product: heterochromatin protein 1-like
Exons: 3
Coding region: 474-1055 (193 amino acids)
Source: RefSeq, a predicted model, not a curated record